GCUUAACGCAACGCAGCCGCGACAGAGUCACAAUGGAGAGCUCAGUUGAGAGCUGGUGGGUGCUGCCGAUGACCUUAAUACCGGCCAUCUCCGGCGAGCAACACGAGAACAUUACCACACUUCUUGCCAUAGCCACUAGCUUCGCUUACCUCGCCAUCUUUGCAUGCCUAGCAUGGGCAAGCGCGUCCCUGCUCUACUGGGCUCACCCGGGUGGCCAUGCAUGGGGCAAGUACUGGAGGGCAAAGGGGCAGAGCCCGAGGCCAUAUCCCAUCCCGGGGCCGAAAGGGCUCCCGGUCAUCGGCAGCCUCGGCCUCAUGUCCGGGUUGGCUCACUGCUCGCUAGCCGACGAGGCGGCGCGCCGGCCGGGGGCCAAGAGGCUCAUGGCGCUGUCGCUCGGCUCGGUCCGCGCCGUCGUCACGUCGCACCCCGACGUGGCCAAGGAAAUCCUCGACAGCCCAGCGUUUGCUGACCGUCCGCUUAACCACGCGGCGUACGGCCUCAUGUUCCACCGCUCCAUCGGCUUCGCCGAGCACGGCCCGUACUGGCGCGCGCUCCGGCGCAUCGCUGCGGGGCACCUGUUCGGCCCGAGGCAGGUCGAGGCCUUCGCGCCGUACCGCGCGGGCGUCGCGGAGGGGAUCAUCACGGCACUGCGCGGCGCCGGUUCAGGCGUCGUCCAGGUGCGCGGCCUCCUCCGGCGCGCAUCCCUCUACUACAUCAUGCGGUUCGUGUUCGGCAAGGAGUACGACGUGUCGCGCGCAGUGGUGGCGUCCGGAGAGGAUGUGGAGGAACUGCUCGAGAUGGUGCACGAAGGGUACGAGCUCCUUGGGAAGGAGAACUGGUGCGACUACUUCCCGCGGCUCGCCACUCUCGACCCGCAAGGCGUGGGUGCACGGUGCGCGGAGCUCAUGCCGCGGGUGAACCGUUUCGUGCACGGCAUCAUCCAGGAGCACCGUGCCAAGGCGAUCGCCGGAGGAGAGGCUUGUGACUUCGUUGACAUCUUACUUUCCCUGCAGGAGAGCGAGGGACUCUCCGACGCAGACGUCGCCGCUGUGCUUUGGGAGAUGAUCUUCAGAGGAACAGAUGCCAUGGCCGUGCUCAUGGAGUGGACCCUAGCUCGCCUCGUCCUCCACCGCGACGUCCAAGCCAACACGCACCGUGAGCUCGACGAGGUCGUCGGCCGAAACAACUCGGUCACCGAGUCCGCGGUCCCAUCGCUGCCUUACCUGCAAGCGCUGCUCAAGGAGGCUAUCCGGAUGCACCCGCCGGGUCCGCUCCUCUCGUGGCGUCACAGGGCCAUAUCCGACACGUACGUCGACGGCCACCUCGUCCCGGCGGGCACCACCGCUAUGGUCAACCAGUGGGCCAUCAGCCGCGACCCGGACGUCUGGAACACGCCGCUCGAGUUCCAGCCCGAGCGGUUCCUCCCUGGCGGUAAGGGCCAGGACGCGUCUGUGCUCGGCGCCGACGGCCGGCUUGUGCCGUUCGGGUCUGGCCGGAGGAGCUGCCCCGGCAAGUCCCUGGCCAUGACAACCGUGACCACCUGGAUGGCCACGCUGCUGCACGAGUUCGAGUGGCUGCCAGCGUCCGACACGGGCGCCGUCGACCUGUCGGAGGUGCUCCGCCUGUCGUGCGAGAUGGCGGUGCCGCUCGAGGUCCGCGUGCGCCCUAGGCGCGAGGUGUGAAGUAGGCUGCCGAUAGCUUUAUCGCACCGGCCGUGACUCCAAUACUCCACUGUGCAGUGUGUAGCCGUGACCCUAAGUUUUCCGUUAGUAAACUGUGAAUAAGCGCAGCUGGUAAGAGUCGUGCACCAGCUCAGCUCAGUACUUGUUUCAGAGUUUUAACUUAAGUAUGUACCCCAGGAUGUGAGUAUAAGUUUCCACAUGGUGUACAAAUCACAAAAGCUAGCUAUCAAA
Phragmites australis (common reed) is the source of this 1913-nucleotide messenger RNA. RefSeq names its product cytochrome P450 78A9-like. The record is from RefSeq and is a predicted model, not a curated record. Gene Ontology annotation, molecular function: heme binding; iron ion binding; monooxygenase activity. The transcript is spliced from 2 exons. The coding region runs from base 33 to 1682 and encodes 549 amino acids. Lineage: Eukaryota; Viridiplantae; Streptophyta; Magnoliopsida; Poales; Poaceae.